CAUGCAUUAGCUGAGCGAUAUGAGAUUAUCAUUUGAGUCACGUGACAAAUGCCCAUAGAAACUGGACGCUCGUCAUUGAUGGAUCGUAUGGUUCUUUUUCGGGAGUGAUUCUUCAUCUUCCACGUUUCUCGUGAAAUAGGUCUUUACUUUCGCAUUGAUUUCUCUACAUACUAUGGCUUAAUGUGAAUGGAAUGUGACUUGAGGAAUUAAAGUAAGAUGACAACUGAUUAUCCGAUAAGACCGCCAUCGGAACAAUUGGUUGAUCUUCAUGUGUAUCUAUUACCAAGAGAAGUAUGGAACGAGAAGUAUAGCAGUACGUACAAUGAAUCCAUUAGGGAAGCAAGCUCUGCUGGAUUUGUCAGGGUGUGGCCAGACCUGACAGUAUGUGGUUUACGGACUUUGAUAGAGGAUGAGUUAGGAGAUAGUCUACCUCAGAACUAUGUAUUCCUCCGCAGUGUGGGAAGAUGUAUGACACAGAUCAAACCAAGGCAAGAGCUGGAACUGAAAUGCAAGGCAUUUCUGCCUCCUACAGCAUGGGCUCCAGAGAUAGUGGUCCUGGAGGCUUCAAGGGACAGCAUGAGUGUCCCGAUGUACCAAUCCUUCCCGGGCUACUCACCCCGACCUAACGCAACUCAGCCGAUCAACGGCAUCCCUACCCAUUUCCCCCAGGUCGCCAAUCACGAUAGAAUGGCGCCAUCGUCUGAUGGUAUGAUUGUACCGUCACAACACAACACUCACCCUCCAUUGGUGGCAGGGGACUCUCCCACAAUGCAUUCUACUUCCAUCCCCGGUCAAAGGUUACCCCCGUCUUCCAACCACCACCCCUACCCCCCUCCACAACCCUAUCCCACACACAAUCCAAACCUGACUAACACUUCUGCUGAUUCAGCUCAACGUUCUAAUCAAAGUCAUCCUGUAGCUAUUCCUCCUGAUAGUAACUAUGACCCUAGACGCAUGGACAAUCCUAACACAUCCGCUAACAACUCAGCUUCUUUCAAAACAGUUCAGCCUUUACCCCUUAUUGCUCAUCACACAUAUGAUGUGCUUGUAGUCAAGUCCCAAAGUGGGUCUCGCCCGCAACAAUCAACCCUCAAGACCACUAAGAAAUCCCAUCCCGUUUCCUCUAACUCGGCAGAUCCAUCUAACACCCAGUCUAAUUCAGACGAUGAUACUAACCAAGUUGUUGCAGAUGUUGCAAGCCCCACUAACAAGCGCACCACUAAUAAUGCAUCCCCCGGGAAGGAUGUCGCUCAAGACACCGCACCCGCAACCACUGGUCUCCACCACACCCACACUAACAACCUCCACCAUCAUCACCACCUCCGCAACAACAUUCACCAGUCUGGCUCUCGUAGACUGUCUCAUAACGAUCCUAACAGUGUGUCGUUCCCUGCACCCCUGAGUGCCACGCCCCCUGAUACGCCAACCUCUGACCCCCCACCCCCAGGUCAGAGUCCCAUGGUGCAGCAGCAGCAGCAGCAGCAGCAGCAGCAGCAGGGGUACAAGGGUGACCCCCUCGGGUCGGGUCGCCCUGAUGCUUACACCAACAGCACAAACGAGGACUCCGGCAUAGCAGAACCCACACCGGAUGAUGAUGAUCCAGACUAUGAAAGAAGAAAAUCUGAUAUUGAUGAUCCAUACUACAACCAACUCCAUCCUGAUCAAACACAAAAUAGACAAUUCCGACAAACUGAAAGAAGCUGGGACGAAUCAGAUAGAUAUCAAGAAAAAGAGAUAGAAGAAGAGAGGCAAAGACAAGCAGAGAUCAAGCAAAGAGAAGAAGAGAGAAGGGAAGAGGAAGAGAGAAUAGAAGUAGAGAGACAAAGAGAAGAAGAGAGGAGAGAAGUAGAGAGACAGAGAGAGGAAGAGAGAAGAGAACAUGAUAGAAAGUUGGAGCAGAAAAGACAGGAGGAGGUCAAGAAACAAAGGCAGAGGGAGAUGGAGGAGAAAAGAAAGAAGGAAGAAAAGAUGAAAGAAGAAAUGAAGAAAGAGGAAGAGGCAGAGAGACAGCGGGGUAUCGCUGAGAGGGAACGAGCCGCAGCUUUCGAUAGUUCAAUGCCCUUGAGUGAGGGGGAGGAGGAGUACAAUGAUGCGACUAUUGCCAUGGAAACUAACCAAGCCCCGGACGGCCGAGGGCACUUCCUAAACGAUGAGCAGAUGAGGAGGCGAGCGGAAGACGAGUUGGAGGACUAUGAACCCCAGUCGACAUGGAGGCAGGAUGGAGGCGGGGAGACGGCGGGUCACCCCCUGCAUCCUGGGAGCAGGAGGAAUAGAUCUAGGGAGGAUACCGAGAUGGAGAUGGCAUCACAGCAAGCCGUACAGGAUGGUUUGAAAAGGGUGCAUCUCACGCCAGAGGUUCACAGGAAAGCAAAGAUUGGGAAGAUAAGAAAAAGCAGCAUAACAGACGAGGAAGACAUCUAUGAAACAGACCCAGAGAUGGCAGAUCUUUUACAACAACUUCAAGCGGCAAGGCAAGAGAGAGUGAAGAAAGAGAAAGAGAGAGAAAACUUGAUCAAAAGGGCCAAGGAUCUUCAGACAAAGACUCAUGAAAGGAGAAAUAGAUCGCUGAAUGAAUCGAGACCGAGGUCCAAUAGUGUAACUCCAGACCUAGCCACUCGUCCUCGCGAUUACUGGAAGAAGCGCUACUAUGACGAGAAGAAGAAGACGGCACCGAUGGAAGAGCAAGUCAGUCGUGUGAGGAACCAGCUAGACCAGAUGCAUCGUAAGCUACUCAGUCACAUAGAGGGCAAGAAGAAAGGUGUCUCCGUCAAGGGCCCACCCUCCAAGAAGAAUGACCAUAAGAUCAACAUCUUGAAGAUGCAGCAUGAGCUGGAGGAAAUCAAGAGAAAGGUGGACAAAUCUAGGAUGAAACUCACCUCAGAAAUCAAGCUACGCAAUCAAGCAGAGGAGGAGGUCAGAGGUCUAAAGAGCGAGGUCACGCAACGCAAGAUCAACACGACCCUGAUCAGGAAUCAAAAACUAGCUGCACUGAAGAUGGGGGAUCACAAACUCCUCUCAAAGACCCCAAUUCCAGCCCUGGGCAAGGGACCCCUGUCCUUGUCUGCCAAGCGAUGAUCGAGGUAGGGAGGGAGCAACAUAUCGGAAAGAAAAGCAAAACAUCUCCAGGGGUUGUGUAAAACAGUUUACAGUAGGUACUUAAAUUGGCCAGGGACCUCUUUCCAUCAUGUCUGCUAAGCGAUGAGGAAGGGAGCAGCAGAUUCUGAAUGAAAGAAAAAGAAAUAGGACUGUCCAGGGGACUGUUGCAUUAUACUUACCAUUGAUGGUAACUUUGCCAACAAUGGCAACUACCAUGGUAACAGGGCUCAACAGCCAAUCAAAAUCAAG
This is a messenger RNA of Strongylocentrotus purpuratus (purple sea urchin), 3345 nucleotides long. Its product is annotated as trichohyalin-like. The record is from RefSeq and is a predicted model, not a curated record. The coding region runs from base 217 to 3075 and encodes 952 amino acids. The transcript has 13 exons. Lineage: Eukaryota; Metazoa; Echinodermata; Echinoidea; Camarodonta; Strongylocentrotidae.